GGGAGUAUAAUUUACAACGACAUCAAAAGCAAUGUUCAAUCUGAUUCAUGGUUUCAGUUUCUUAAAAAAUGAGCAUCUCCUUGGCGUUAAAUCCUGUUACUUGUGCUGUCGUCCACUUCCGUCCUCCGCCUCAAAUGCCGCUCUUCUCCGCCGCUCGAUUUGCCGGAAUUCCUUUUUCUACCAAAACCCAUCUGCUUCGCUUAUGCUCUACUACUUCCACCAACACUGGUUAUGAUGGCGGUCCUGUGGAGAAGCUAGGUUCAAAUGGAAGGGACGAUACUUCUCAAGCUGCCUCAUCAAAUGAGAUAUUAGCCAGAUUGAAGAGAUAUGGUAUCUCUGGAGUUUUGUCCUAUGGCUUGCUAAAUACUGCUUACUACCUUACUACUUUCCUGGUCGUCUGGUUUUAUGUCACUCCUGCUCCUGCAAAAAUGGGUUAUUUGGCAGCUGCGGAAAGGUUUCUCAAGGUGAUGGCUAUGGUGUGGGCAGGAAGCCAAGUAACCAAGCUCAUACGAGCUGGAGGGGCGCUGGCGCUUUCACCAUUCGUGGAUAGGGGUUUAUCGUGGUUCACUAACAAGAUGGGAUUUGAGUCGCAAGGGAAGGCAUUUAUGGUGAUAGCUGGCUUUUGCUUUGGUUUGGCUUUCUUGAUGUUUGUUAUAGUGACCUUACUUUGGGCAUAAAUCUCCUGUCCUUUUGUUUUGUUAAAUUUAGCGUUCUUUCUCAGCAUUUGAACAACAUUGGCUGAUGGCAUAUUUGUUUGUUAUCUUUUGUGUAAGUUCAAAAUGUUUAUAACACAGUGAAUAUUUCGUCGUGAGGCAAUCAAUAUGAAUUAUUCUUGUGGCUUAA
Salvia splendens (bonfire salvia) is the source of this 843-nucleotide messenger RNA. RefSeq lists its product as uncharacterized. NCBI's taxonomy places the organism in Eukaryota, Viridiplantae, Streptophyta, Magnoliopsida, Lamiales, Lamiaceae. The record is from RefSeq and is a predicted model, not a curated record. The coding region runs from base 69 to 677 and encodes 202 amino acids. The transcript is spliced from 8 exons.